GCUCCGUGCACACAUCUCGUUAUGAGAGUCUGGAUUUUACCCGCAACAGCAACAUCAGCUGCGUCCAAUGCCUCUGAACUCCUCUGAUGACAACCGGACCAUUUCUGCCUUCACCUCCAAACUGACCCCCGCUGCUGACAUAUGUGUGGGACUGGCCAUCCUCUCCGUCGUUCUCCUCUCUGUUCUGGGCAAUGGGCUGGUUCUGGUGAUCUGCUACCGCAGGAGGAAGAAGAUGGUGGGCUCAGAGCUCCUCUGCGUCAACCUGGCCGUGGUCGACUUCCUCUGCUGCAUCUGCUUCUACCCGCUCUCCAUCGUGUCCUCCUUCCGCCACACGUGGCUGGGAGAAGACGUCACGUGUGUGUACUACGGCCUCGGCUGCUACAUCUUCGGCCUGUGCGGCAUGUUCACCAUCACCGCCAUCAGCAUCAUCCGCUACCUGAAGACCUGCUACAGCCUGGUGUACGCUGUGUGGCUGGAAGGAACUAACCUCCGCUUGGUGUGCUGUGCCAUCUGGUUUGUGGCUACCGUGUGGUCCAGCUUCCCUCUGUUCGGCUGGGGCGAGUACGUCCCUGAGCCUUAUGGACUGUCCUGCACCAUCGCCUGGAGGGGUUACCAUACCUCGGUCAAGGACGCCUUCUACGUCAUCUGCUCCUUCGCCUGCUUCACGAUGGUUCCCGUCCUCCUCAUCGUGGUGUCCCAGUGUCAGAUCCUCUACAAGCUGUCCCGCUUCUCGUACUCGCUGUCUGCGAGAGGCAUCCGCAACAAUCUGAGAUACACUGAAAAACGACUGUCAAUGAUGUUUUUCUGCAUCAGCCUGGGUUUUGUGAUUGCCUGGGCACCGUACGCUGUCGUGUCCUUCCUCUUCAUAUUCAACAAGGAGAACCACUACAUGGCUCCUGAGGGCUUCGUGUUCCCCGCCCUCUUCGCCAAAAGCUCCCACGUCUACAACCCGUUCAUCUACUUCUACUUUAACAAGACUUUCCAGCAGGAGCUCCGCUGCCUGCUCCUUUCUUUCUGGCCCAAACUGGGCGGAAACCGUGUGGGCGCCGUCCACAUCGCCACGGGCCACCAACACCCCAUCCACAUUCAGCUCCAGGAAAGACGCUACGUGCAAAAGAAAACCUUUGAUUUGUCUCAGGACAGAACUCACAGCAAGAGCAAGAGCAAAGUAACGCACCCCAGCAGCAACCGUGUCCUGAGCAGGCCGGUGUACACCUGCUGGGGGUCGGCGUCGAAGGAGGCCCCCAGCAACUUGGACAGUAAACGCACCAAAGGCUCCCUGCCUGUCUCCAUAUGAACUCUUACCAUCACUGUUAACAUGAGGGUCUAUGAUUCAAGGGCAGUGCGGUCCAACUGUGGACAGACAUCAACCAAAAUGUCUGGUCCUGUAUUGUUUCAGUGAAGACGCUCAGAUAUUAAUCGCGGUCCGUGUGGCUCAUUUUGUAAAUGAAAGUAUUUUUUUUAGUUUUUAUGCAACAAAACUCAAGUUGAAAUUGUCAUUUCAGUGUUAUAUUCAGUGUUAAAGACUGAAUCACCAUCACAUCCCGCUAACAACAACAAUCAUUUUCAGCCGUAACUGUAACGUUUACAGACAUACGGUUAAACACAGCGGUCUGACCUAUCUGACGUUUCUGCUUAUCAGUGUAAGUGUACACUGUAUGUGAAUAUUUGCUCAGCUUUACCUCACACAUGGACCGAAUGGUGUUGCAGUAGACCAGCAACUAGUGUGUUCUGCUGUGUAAAAUGGCUGUUUUUGUCAACAGAGUCUGAUGGCUUUGGUAUAACGGCUUGAAUUCCCCGUUAGAAAAGUAAAGCCAUGAAAAUAUUCCAUAUAUAGCGUACACUAAAACUGGUACUAUUUUUUUUUUUUGGUAGGCCCUUUUUAAAGGUGGCUAAAAACUAAGCUAUUGAGGCAACGUUUGCUUUUUUUGUAUGAGAUGCAAGGAUUUUUUUUACCUGGAAGUUACUUUAAAAAAACAUUUUGAUUCGGUCUGUAGCCUAGAUGCAAACAGACACAGUUGUGCAUCAUUUGCACACGUCUUACCUGAAAACUAACACAUCAGGAUUAAAGUGACCAAAAUGAUCAUGGUUAUCGGUAUUAUCAGAAUUGUUAAAUACUUGAACCCCAAAUUGCUCCCGAUGGCUGUGAGUGUGUUAACAACUGAGUAGCAGGUGGCACCUUGUAUGGUAGCCUCGGCCACCAGUGUGUGAAUGUGUGUGGGUGAAUUGGUGAAUGUGACUCGUAGUGUAAAAAGUGCUUUGAGUGGUCGGAUGACUAGAAAGGUGCUAUACAAGUGCAGUCCAUUAAAAAAGUAUUGAUACACGCACUGAAACCCUUUCACCAAGUUUUUUUUCACUUUGUUUUCAUGAACAUUGAAAUAAUAACACAGCCAAUGUCCUAUGUCACAUAUGAAAUUAAAGGUCCCAUAUUGUGAAAAGGCAGAUUUCCAUGUCUUUUUUUAAAAGUAAAGCAGGUACAGGUGAUGUAU
Molecule: messenger RNA, 2489 nt
Organism: Epinephelus moara (kelp grouper)
Lineage: Eukaryota; Metazoa; Chordata; Actinopteri; Perciformes; Serranidae
Gene: opn8c
Product: opsin 8, group member c
Exons: 4
Coding region: 68-1297 (409 amino acids)
Biological process (GO): G protein-coupled receptor signaling pathway
Cellular component (GO): membrane
Molecular function (GO): G protein-coupled receptor activity
Source: RefSeq, a predicted model, not a curated record